CACGCACUUUUUGGACGCUGCCUACGAGCUGAAUCCGAUAUCACCGUAGCUGUCCGCUUGUGAUUCGUGCACUCACCAUCAUUCGACAGCUUGAUUGAUAGUUUAUAACUUCGUUGGAGCGACACAAGCGUCAAAAAACAAAGUAUGGACAGCCAACGCGCCGCAAGGAUAGCCACCUUUAGCGUCGGCAUCGCCGUCGCGAGCUACGCCGCCUACCAGCUCGGCAAGCUCGUGCAGCGCAAGCGCCACGACGCGAAAAACAGCACGAGCUGCGUCGAGCUCCGGCCGCCGUUCCCGGACGAGGUCGUGCAGCUGCUGCGGUCGUCGGUACUCUGCUACCUGUCGACGCUGGCCGACGGCGCGCCGCACCUGUCGCUGAUGAACUUCACGUACUGCCCCGCGGACGAGAAGAUCAUCAUGUCGACGCGGCGCGACACGACCAAAUACCGCGCGCUGCUCAAAAAUAAACGGGUCGCGGUGCUCAUCCACGACUUCCCGGCCGAGGAGCGGCAGCGCGCGGCCGCGGCGUCGGCGCGGGCCGCCGGUCAUAGCGGCGACUACGCGCAGACGUACUCCGUGACGCUCUACGGCAGCGUCCAGGUCGAGACGGGCGCCGCGGCCGAGCGGUACCGCGCGAUGCAUUUGGAGCGCAACGGCGCGGGCCAGCGCCAGUUCAUCGUCGGCGACAACAUCGGCAUCAUCACCGUGCUCGUGGACAAGGCGCGCAUCUGCAACCAGGCCGACAAGGUCCACAUCUGGGACGCGUCGGCGCCGGUCGUGCAGUCGCCGAGCGAGUGCGACGUGGACUCGCCGAAGAGCGCUUAGUGCGUUGUAAUGGAAUUUUACACAA
Molecule: messenger RNA, 850 nt
Organism: Pelagomonas calceolata
Lineage: Eukaryota; Pelagophyceae; Pelagomonadales; Pelagomonadaceae
Source: the annotation of a GenBank genome assembly